GUUUUUCUCUUUAUUUGCUGCCCUUUCUCUUUUCCUCACCUCUUCGGCUCUUCCCCCUCAAAAAAACCUACUUUCUGCCCCUUCCCUUUCAUUUUCUUUACUGACAGAGAAUGCCCCGCACACUUCCUCAUGAACGCACGCAUACUCAAAACCAGAAUCCACAGAGCCCCACUCCGUCAGCAUCCAUAUCUCAGCUGCCUCCUUUCUCUCUCAUAUCAUAUCUGAAGAAAGAAACAGAGCAGAACAGGACAGAGCACAGAAAACACAGAAUUUUUUUUUUCCAUCCAUAUCAUACCUUUAUGUAUAUAUAUUUUUUUGCCUUUUUCUCUGCCACUCAUUCAUCGAAUCCCUGUAGUAACCCCCACCCAUAUAAUACCCCAUCCACAGCCUCCCAUACCACCAAACAGCAAACUUGCAGUAACCCCAUUUCUCCCCCUUCUCUGCUUCCCCCCCCCGUUUCUUCUCUUCCUCUGCGCAACCCCACUCAUGAUCUUCGCAUUUUGGCGUUUGAGCAGGGAUUUUCCAUCUGGGUCUUUGGUUUAAAGACUGUAUACUCUUGGGUUUCUUCUUCGUCUUCUGAAAGUUUGUUUCUUUUUCUCCAUGAAUAUGGCUGGUUAUCAUCAUUUUGACCAUGGUGAUGCUCAUCUUCCUCCUGGCUUUCGUUUCCACCCAACUGAUGAGGAACUCAUCACCUACUACCUCCUCAAGAAGGUUAUGGACAGCAACUUCACCAGCCGAGCCAUUGCCGAAGUUGAUCUCAACAAAUGCGAGCCAUGGGAGCUUCCUGAGAGGGCGAAGAUGGGAGAGAAAGAGUGGUACUUCUUCAGUCUCCGUGACCGGAAGUACCCAACUGGCCUGAGAACCAACAGAGCCACGGAGGCCGGAUACUGGAAGGCCACCGGGAAAGACAGAGAGAUUUACAGCUCCAAGACCUCUGCUUUAGUGGGCAUGAAGAAGACUCUGGUUUUCUACAGAGGCAGAGCUCCCAAAGGAGAAAAAAGCAACUGGGUCAUGCACGAGUAUCGCCUUGAGGGCAAAUUUGCAUACCAUUACCUCUCCCGAAGCUCCAAGGUCUAUCUUCUACACUCUCCAUAAUCCACUUUCUGGGGUUUUUGAACAGUUACGGUUCUUGGUUGUUAAUCUUCAGAAGAAGUUAAGUUUUUCAAGUUAUGAGCCUUUCAGAUAACUGUUACCCGUACAUUUUUGCUUCCUCAACAUAGCUACAAAUUGCUCUGGCAAAUGGUUAAGGAUAGACCAGCUUCUGGGGUGGUUAUGGUUUUCUUUACUGCUUAUCCCAUACAUGCAUUUCACAUAAAUGGUAAAUGUCUUU
Molecule: messenger RNA, 1330 nt
Organism: Rubroshorea leprosula
Lineage: Eukaryota; Viridiplantae; Streptophyta; Magnoliopsida; Malvales; Dipterocarpaceae
Source: the annotation of a GenBank genome assembly